This is a messenger RNA of Anoplophora glabripennis (Asian longhorned beetle), 933 nucleotides long. RefSeq names its product brachyurin-like. NCBI's taxonomy places the organism in Eukaryota, Metazoa, Arthropoda, Insecta, Coleoptera, Cerambycidae. Gene Ontology annotation, molecular function: serine-type endopeptidase activity. The transcript has 3 exons. Bases 37 to 825 code for a protein of 262 amino acids. The record is from RefSeq and is a predicted model, not a curated record. Gene Ontology annotation, biological process: proteolysis.
CAUAGUGAAUAAAACCGCAAGCUUUGUUCAUUCAAAAUGGCACGUAAUUUGUUGGUAGUAUUUCUCGUCGCUUGCCUGAAUUUGGCCUUAGGCAGCCCUGCAAUUGAUGGAAGAAUUGCUGGUGGCUACGAAGCCCGUGAUGGCCAGUUCCCCUACCAAGCUGCUAUUUACAUCGAUUCUUCUGAAGCAGUUGAACGGGAAACAGACGCAUUUUGCAGUGGUUCUCUCAUUUCUGAAAACUACAUACUCACCUCAGCUCGCUGUCUAUCUAAAGCAGAAAAGGUAACGGUAGUUCUCGGUGGCCCACGACUAGACGAGCUUGAACCAAAUCAGGUGAAGGUAGAAUCCUCUGAAUUCAUCAUUCCUGAGGGCUACAAAUCUGGUGCAUACGAAUGGGAUCUUGGACUUAUAAAACUUAGCGAACCCGUGGAAUUCGCUGACAAUAUACAACCAGUAAAACUAGCUGAGGGAGACGAUAAUUAUGCUGGAGACGUAGCAACUGUGUCUGGAUGGGGCGCUACAUAUCAAGCUCAGUACUUCCUUGAACCAGUUUUGAGAUGGAUAGAAUCCGUAAUAAUAUCCUAUCGCGAGUGUAUUAAAGAGAAUACACCGUACAAACAAAUGAUUGUAGAAGGAAGUAACAUUUGUCAAUUGGCUGAGGCUAACAGCGCUUGCCAUGGGGAUGCUGGUGCCCCCUUGACCCUGGAUGGCGUACAAAUUGGUCUAGUUUUGUUCACCCAAUAUAACUGCUUCCAAGGACACCCCGUCGUUUAUACCAGAGUAGCCACUUAUAUUGACUGGAUCAAAGGAAACUCAGAUAUUUAGAAAUAAUAUAUGACUAUAAAUUGCUGUUAAAUGAAUAGCUUAAAGCAAGACUUACAUAUAUGCAUACAUUUUUAUGUUACAAUAUCUAAAUAAAACCUAUUAUUAUUA